AUGAAUUCAUCUGCCACUACAACUUCCACAAUUGCUAAUCCACCUCCAAUCAAUAGUGUGCAUUCACAUAUUUCUUCUGAAAAAAUGCUGCAAACAUCUAAUCAAUCUCCAUCACCCCAAUUGUUUCCUCAAAUGCAAAAACUAUCACAACCAAAUCAAUCUCAGGAUGUCUUGUUUAAAAUAUUCACCUAUACCAUCAUUAUACUCCCCACUUUAACUUCAAUUUUAUUCCCCAUCAAGACGACUAUGCCACCCAGCGAACAUGCGGGGAAUCUUAUUAUAGACUUGUUGACAGUACUAUUGCUUAGCCUAGUGGUUAAACAUACAAUUGAAUGGCCCUACAACUGGUUGAGACAACUACAAAAGACAAAAGUCAUGUUAUUGCAAGAUAUGGAUCGAGAAAACACCGAUAAAACCAUUUUGUUGGUACGGAAAAUUUACACUUUUGAAAUAAUAGCAUUGAUUUCAUGCUUGGUGUCUUGUAUUUUCAGUUCAAUCUUAUUAAUAUGGACGAGACAGUACACGAUAAUUGAUCAAAAGAGAAAGAAAGUCGUUUUCAAUAAUGUGAAUAUAGCCUUGUUGCAAUUCUGGUCUCUCUUUAGAGUGAUCAUUACUUUCACCGAUAGUCUACAACAAUCGUCAAUGCAUACGAAUCAGCUAAGUUGGGAAACACCACAAUUGAAGAAUUGGUAUCAAGAUUUGUCUCAUUAUUUUUUACCGAAUGUUAGUAAUCAAAUACUAUUGGAUCAUUUGCAGCAACAUAAUCGACAAUUUGAUCAAUUGAAAAUGGAUUUAAUUUCUUUGCAAAAUGAAUUAGAAGAAAAGAAGAGUCUCAGUAAUGAUUCUCGAGAAAGCUCUUUUACACCAUUUCCCUUGAAUAUGUCACCUACUUUGUUAUCGCCCAAUGCUUCAGUAAAUUUAUCCCCCACUACUAGUCGCAAUUAUGUAUCAUUUCCAUUUAAAGCUCCACCUUCUUCUUCUGAGCUGCCAACAGUUGCUUCACCCCCAGUACCAAAACGUAAACUGUCUACUAUGAAGUCGUCAUCGUCAAAAAAAUCACUGUUAAAUACAAUAAUCGAAGAAGAUGAUUCCACAUUAUAUGACUCCAAGGAAAACACAUUUACAAAUUUUGAUGAAAUUAUUCCCGGCAUUGGUAUAGCUACCAGACCACCAACUUUACUUGAUGAGAUCAGAAGUAUGGUAACUUCGGUAAGACAAGAAGUGUCUUUUCUUGAUAUUAUUAAACACCCCAAUGCUGUUUGCAACUUGUUGUUAAAAGAGUUUGCACCGUUGUUGAAUCAUAAUUUUGAACUAGGAGAAUACGAUAUUGUUAGAAUAGUGGCUACUGAAAUUUUUAACAAUUAUUUACAUAAUCUUGUUCACGAUAUAAGAGAAGAGCUUGGGAAAUAUUGGAAUUAUCCAUUAUAUUUUGUAAAGAAAGCCGUUAUAUUUUUGGGGUUAAGGCUACCAAUUUAUGCUAUUCUGUUUUAUUUUAGAGUACUGUUUUAUGUACCUUGGGUGUUAUUCAGAAUGAUUGUAUUAGAACCAAUUGUGCAAAUGGGUAAUUUAAUGUUGGUUAUUUUCAAAUUUGCUUUAUUAACAAUAACAACGAUGACCCCAAAGUUUACUAUGAAUUUUCCAGUACUGACUUCUUCUCCACUUCCAUCACCAUUACUGUCUCCAUCAUCUUAUUCGUCAUCGUUGUCAUCUUCAUUGCCACCAUCACCGAAAAUAUCGGAGAAAUCAUCUAAAACUAUUGCAAAAAAAUCACAGAAGAAGCUGUCACAUUCGAAUCAGAAAAAACUGGUUAUAGUACCCAAAGUUGCCAAAGAGGCAUCUUCUUCCAAGUUUGCUAUGAAGCCUUUUCAUCUAUCUCCUAUUUUGGCUGAUCUGAUGACGUUUGAAAAUAAUGUCAAUAAUAACAAUAAUCAAAGUAAAACAAGAAAAAAAAUCCAUUUGCAAUCGAUUGAUACAAUACCAGAAGAGCUCAAUACCAUUAGUGGUGGGAAAAAAAAUGGGCGAUUCUAUAAAUAUUCAAACAGGCUUGCUUUAUAUGAUGAUUAG
Messenger RNA from Candida dubliniensis CD36, 2064 nucleotides. RefSeq lists its product as uncharacterized. The coding region runs from base 1 to 2064 and encodes 687 amino acids. The record is from RefSeq and is a predicted model, not a curated record. The transcript has a single exon. Lineage: Eukaryota; Fungi; Ascomycota; Pichiomycetes; Serinales; Debaryomycetaceae.